Acyrthosiphon pisum (pea aphid) is the source of this 2498-nucleotide messenger RNA. Its product is annotated as transcription initiation factor TFIID subunit 9. The transcript is spliced from 5 exons. Bases 156 to 833 code for a protein of 225 amino acids. NCBI's taxonomy places the organism in Eukaryota, Metazoa, Arthropoda, Insecta, Hemiptera, Aphididae. Gene Ontology annotation, cellular component: SAGA complex; transcription factor TFIID complex. Gene Ontology annotation, molecular function: RNA polymerase II general transcription initiation factor activity; protein heterodimerization activity; transcription coactivator activity. Gene Ontology annotation, biological process: DNA-templated transcription initiation; RNA polymerase II preinitiation complex assembly. The record is from RefSeq and is a predicted model, not a curated record.
GUCACAGUCCACAGACUGUAUGACAACAAUAUUGUUCUCUCUAGUACAACUCUGUGGUAGAGCGACUAAAAUUGCGAAGUGUAAAUUUUUUGUUAAUCUUCGGUACGACUUUCCGUUUUUAUAAUAAUUUCUAAAAAUUUAGACUUGGUAAAAAUAUGGCGUCUUCACAAGGAAAACAUAUGCCCAAAGACACUCAAAUCAUUGUGUCGAUUAUGAAAGAUUUGGGUAUUGUUGAAUACGAUCAACAAGUCUUAAACCAUCUCUUGGAGUUUAACUACAGAUACACAACGCUACUGUUGGACGAUGCCAAGACAUUUUCAAACUUUGCGAAAAAGAAGAAUGUUGAUGCCGACGAUGUGAAAAUUGCAAUUCAAUUGGCUCAAGACGGAAUAUUCUGUCGACCUCCUCCACGCGAUGUGUUAAUGACAGCAAGUCGUGAUUUAAACAAAAUACCAUUACCUCCAGUAAGGCCUGCCAGUGGAUUGCGAAUUCCUCACGAUCGUUCAAAUUUCUUACAAACAAACUACAGGCUUAGGAAUGAUUUGUAUUCUGGAGGAAAUAUGCGUAAAGACACUAAAACAACAGCUGCAGAAAUGUUGGAGGCGUCUAGAAAAUUAGAAAUCGAAGAUAAUUCCUUCCAGCAAUCUAGUCAAAUGAUGAGCAAUUCAAUGGAGUUUGAUUUGCAAGAAAUGAUUGAAAAUCGUCAAAGCAGUCAAGAAAGCAUUGGAGAAAAUGAUAAAGAUGAACUUAUGGAGGCUCAGGCAUAUCAAAACCGUUCAUACUCUGAUAUUGCGCUCGAUGAUGCAGUCGAAAAACAACUUAGUGAUAUGUAAUUUAUCAGGGAUAACAUAAUAAAAAUAAAAAUACUAUAAAGUAGUAUCAUCACUCAUUUAUUCAAUAUUAUACUGUCCAUUUUUCUUUAGUCUAUAGUUAAAAGCCUAUUAAGAUAACGCUACACCCGUAUACAUUGUCUACGUCUUACAAAUGCACAACAUACCAAAAACUGUUUUGUGCGAGACUACUAUGCUCCCUCUUUAUUUAUACUAGAAUUACCAAAAUUCCACAACACAUAAGGAAAAACUUAAUGUAAGUCGUUGCGUUUUUGUUUUUUUUUAUAGCACUUACCAAUAGUUUUUAAUAAUUAAACAAAAAAAACUUAAUGUUCUCAAAAUAAUUACUUCAAUUAUAUUAAUAUUAUCCAAAUAAUAAAAACGCUACGACACAGAUAAAGUUCUUCCCUAUGCGUGUGGAAUUUUAAUAAUUCUACUAUAAAUACAGAGGGAGCAUAGUUGUUGUGAGCUACACAAUUUUUGGUAUGUUGUGCAUUUGUAAGACGUAUACAACGCAUGUGGGUAGCGUCCUCUUAACACAUUUACACAUUGACUGCCAUGUGACUGCCUGCUGUCCUCUGUAAUUCUCAAAUUGAAUUAUUUUGCGACCGCCGACACCUAUAGUUGAUCAUUACUACCACGUCACAUGACUGAUAGUCAUGAUGUAUGCAGUGGCAUCGUGGGAAUCAUUACAAUAUUAUGUUUGAUGUUAUAAACAUAUUGUUUUUUUUUUUAAAUAUUUUUUUAAAUACAAUAGUAUAUACAAUUUUCAAAUUUGGAAUGACAUGGAAAAAUAUGCUUACCAUACCAAUAAUAACCAUCAUGUGACCGCCGGCGGUCACAUGGUAGUCAACAUGUUACAACUAAUAACAACUAUCAUUUUAUUAUUUUUAAGUUGGGAUUUGAUGUAAUACAGGUGUUAUAAAAUUAUGAUGAUGAAUAAUUGUAUUAUACAAACUUAAUAGGUAUAUUAUUUUUUAUUAUCUAUAUUUUAUGAAUUGAGUAAGUACAUGAUAAAUAAUUAAAUUUAAUGUUAUAUACUAUAAGUUACUAUUUUUUUUUAUAGUUUUAAAAUUCUCAGCUUAAAGUACUUAAUACUAUGGUCAUUUUUAGUUCUUAUGUAUUUGUUAUACAUUUUAGUACUUUACUUUAUGUAAUAAUCACACAAUUAAUAAUUUUUAGUUAAGUUAAAUAUGUAAGACUUACCAUGGUUAUAUGGUUCUAUCUCAAAUAAUUUAUAAAUCUAUAGGAUAGUAUAAAAACAAAAAUCUGUUUAUUAUUUCAUGAUUUUAUCAGUCAACUUACUCAAUUAUUUUAUCAAUACAGUAAUUUUUUUUCUACUUAAAAUAUUACCACAAUUUAUCGUAGUUUUAUAACUAGUUAUCAAAAGUCACUCUAUAGGAACACCGGGGAAUUAUAUUCAAAGCCUCAACUCGUCCGGUCCACGUCAUCAAGACAAGAUAAGAUGCACAUCAGUCACCUGUGUAUAUUAUUCAUAUCCUGCAUUCCUAACUUUUACAACCAUAGGGGUGAUAAUAUGUGGAAAAAAUUUUAACAAGCACAAUUUGUUCAUUAAAAAUGUAAUGUAUUACAUAAUUUAUAUGUUAAAUACGGAAUCUGUAAAAAAUCCAAACAACUCCGUGAUUAAAUGUUCAUGUGAUCUCUAAA